GUUUUAUUGUUAGCUGUAGUCAGACGUUAUAAAAGAGCUGUUUCUUUAUCAGUAAAUCUUACUGGAUGUCUGGGGAGAUAAAACCGUAUGUGAUCAGGACUCCGUAUGAAAUAACUUUCAAGAUGAACAGCUGUUCUGUGGAGCCCCUGAACACUGUUGCUGUCAACCUCAGCCACCUAGAAUACUGCAGUCCGGAACCUCAGCACCUCACCAUCACUGUAUUGCUCUGCCUGGUCUUUCUAGUGGGCUUUGUACUGAACAGCUUCAGUUUAUGGGUCUUCUGCUAUCGUAUUUCUCACUGGACUUCUAGUAACGUCUUGCAGUUCCACCUGGCACUGAGUGAUGCUAUUAUCACCCCAGCAGCUCCUUUGAUGGCAACCUACUUCAUCAAAAGCAAUCACUGGACUUUUGGCAGCUUCCUCUGUAAGGCGAAGAUCGCCCUGCUUACCAUGCAUUUGUAUGGCAGCAUUCUGUUCCUCAUGCUCAUUAGCGUCCAUCGCUAUAUAGUUGUGGUCCAAUACAAGAAAACGUCACCUAUGAAACAAGUGAAAUUCGUUCACAAACUUUGUGGUGGAAUCUGGUUGUUAUUACUGGCUAGUGGGACAGCCAUCUUUGGUUUGUUUAACACCAGUAACGUUGGCAACCAAACUCUUUGCCUUAGCAUUCACCAAAAUGAAUACAUGCAAGUCUACUUCACGGUGAACCUAUUCAUCCUUAUCCUGGGGUUUCUUGUGCCAUUCGCGGUGACUGUGGUGUGUUACAUCCUUUUGGCCAGCUCUGUGUCUCGCAUCAACACUACCACGAAGAAAGGACGAGCCAUCAAAUCCAAAUCACACAAGACGGUGGCCAUCUGCCUGGCCAUUUUUGGCUUCUGCUUCAUGCCGAUUGCCCUGGUUCGCACCAUAGCUGUUGUGGUCAAGAUGUUCUUUCCGAAUGAGUGCAAACUACUCGUGAAGUUGGAGACAGCUUAUUACAUCUGUUGGAUUUUUGCUGGUGCCAACUGCUGCGUGGAUCCUCUGCUCUACUGCUUCGUUUCACGGGAUUUCAACAAGUGUCUUCGCACAUCCUUGAAAACUGGAGGUAAUAUUCAGGAGGAGCGUAAUAAAAAUGAGUUAUAUGAUCAAGAUUCGACAUUCAAUUCUCAACCUACCAUCUGA
Paramormyrops kingsleyae is the source of this 1157-nucleotide messenger RNA. RefSeq names its product P2Y purinoceptor 4. Gene Ontology annotation, biological process: G protein-coupled receptor signaling pathway. NCBI's taxonomy places the organism in Eukaryota, Metazoa, Chordata, Actinopteri, Osteoglossiformes, Mormyridae. Gene Ontology annotation, molecular function: G protein-coupled receptor activity. Gene Ontology annotation, cellular component: plasma membrane. The record is from RefSeq and is a predicted model, not a curated record.